UCAGGAGAUACAGUCCACCGGAAGUUUCAUGAGGUUUUACUCUGUGUGGUUAAGAUGGCAGCAGAUUACCUGAAACCUAAGGACCCAAACUUUAGUAGUGUGCACCCAAGGAUUCAAAAGGAUAGAAGGGCUUAUCCACAUCUUAAGGACUGCAUCGGCGCACUAGAUGGUACUCACGUCAGAGCUACCAUUCCUGCUGGCGACCAAGUUAGAUACAUUGGAAGGUCAGGAUCAACAACACAGAAUGUUCUGGCAAUAUGUGAUUUUGACAUGCAUUUCAUGUACACUUCAGUUGGUCAACCCGGCUCUAUGCAUGAUACCAGUGUCUUGUAUCAUGCAAUUGAAGCUGACAAAGAUACCUUCCCUCAUCCUCCAAAGGGUAAGUACUAUCUUGUGGACGCGGGCUAUCCUAAUAGACCUGGAUAUCUCGCACCUUACAAGGGAGAAAGGUACCAUGUGCCUGAUUUUCAACGAGGUGUGGCGCCAAGAACACCUAAGGAGAAAUUUAACAAGAUACACUCAUCCAAGCGUAAUGUGAUCGAGAGAGCAUUUGGUGUGUGGAAAAUGAAGUGGCAGAUUCUACUAAAGAUGCCCAAUUAUUCAGUUGAAACUCAAAAGAUGAUAGUGGCUGCCACUAUGACCCUUCACAACUACGUUCGAUAUCAUGAUAAGGGUGAUCUUCACUUUCUUCGAGUCGACAGAGAUCCCAACUAUGUCCCAACUAUCCCUUCAAGGUAUCAACGGUAUGCCAUCCCUCCGAAUGCAUCAGAUGUGUCAACCUCGGAGGCUAGUGAUAAAGACAUGGACCUGUUCCGUAAUAGACUAGCAACUAAUAUUGCUCUUGGUUGGUGACUUCCACUUCUGCUAUAAAUGUGAAACCAUCCGAAGCAGAGUAUAUAUGUUUUUGGUUCUAUUCAAGCAAUCACCAGCAUUGCAUAAAGGUUUUCAUGUGUUGAAUGCAGGACCUCCACUGGACUAGAGUGAUGUCUACAAAGUACAUGUGUUUAUGCUG
Messenger RNA from Triticum dicoccoides, 1012 nucleotides. RefSeq names its product putative nuclease HARBI1. The transcript is spliced from 3 exons. The record is from RefSeq and is a predicted model, not a curated record. The coding region runs from base 55 to 852 and encodes 265 amino acids. Lineage: Eukaryota; Viridiplantae; Streptophyta; Magnoliopsida; Poales; Poaceae.